Molecule: messenger RNA, 1743 nt
Organism: Triticum dicoccoides
Lineage: Eukaryota; Viridiplantae; Streptophyta; Magnoliopsida; Poales; Poaceae
Product: F-box/LRR-repeat protein At2g43260-like
Exons: 3
Coding region: 293-1582 (429 amino acids)
Molecular function (GO): protein binding
Source: RefSeq, a predicted model, not a curated record
UUGGGCUACCAGCAGCCCAGUCGAGUCGGCCGGCGACGGCAGUCUCCUCUCUCCGCUCGCCAGUCGCCACCGCUUCCGCUUUGCCUCCGGCCUCGUCGGCAUCCACCCCUCCUCCGGCCGCACGCCCGCGCACCUCACCAGCGUCGGCCCCCGUGACUAGGCUACGCCAGUCUCCACUCGCCACUGCUCCCGCGCCGCCUCCGAUCUCGCCGCCAUCCAUCCGUUCCGGCCGCGCGCCCGCGCACCUCACCAGCGUCGUCGACGUGGCAAACUGUGACGCCUGCCCUCAGUGAUGCCGCAGAAGGUGCGCGUCGCCGCAUCCAGCAAUGGCGUGCUGCCUGAAGACAUGCUGCGUCACAUCCUCGUGCGCCUCCCGGCAAAGACGCUAUGCCUCUUCCGAGCAGUCAGCCGAUCCUGGAGGUCCCUCCUCUCAGAUCCGCUCUUCGUUGCAGCGCACAAGUCCCGCCACCCUGGGCCACUAGUUGUCACAUGUACCAGUGAAUUGUGUCAAAGAGGAGGCACCAUUGAGAUUAUGGACUUGUCUGGCCAUGUCGUUAAGCGGAUAGCCACCAGCAUGGAGAAUGCCCGGUUGGAAUGCACACGCCACCUGGACCUUAUUUGUGUCGCCAGAAAUGAGCAUCGUUCGACCCGCCAUGUGAUCAACCCUACCACGGGGGAUACUUUUGCAUUGCCCAGUCGCUGUGCAAAGGAGCAUGCACAUGUGAAACAUUUCUUCCCACAAUCAUUUGACUUUGGACAGGUUGGCUCCACGGGAGAGUACAAGGCUAUACGCUGUGUCAGCAUUGAUGAUUCCGAGAGUGAGUCCAGCCCGAUGCUCUGUGAGGUCAUCACCCUUGAUGAUGGUCGCCAUGCAAGAUGGAGGGGCAAACAGGGCCCUCCGGCCCCUGUCGCAAGUAACCGUAACAAAAGUGUCGUUGUCAACGGAGUCGUCUAUUUCUUGUUGGAAUUUCGACGUCCCACAUUUUCUGGGGACCAUGUCGAACAUGGUAGCAUGGCUUUGUUCAAUCUUGAGACAGAGGAGUGGAUGGGGAUUGUUCAAGGUCCAAUGCCAGUGCGCAAUGGCGGUUACUUUAGUCUAUUCAUGGAGCUAUCGCUGGUAUGCUUGGAUGGGUUCUUAGUUAUGGCACACAAUCCUGAAUAUAGCUCUUUGGACUUGUGGUUUUUGAUGGAUGCUGAGGAAUCUCUCUGGAAUAAAAGGUACAGCAUAGAUGGCCAGCAUGAAAUUCUCUUUGCUCAACCCUUAGAAAUUCUAAGUGAUGGGCGGAUAGUCCUCUCUGCACCAGGACGGCUAAGGCUCUACAAUCCAAUUACCAAGACUUUCACUGAUUUUGAGAUGAGAAAUUCCACAUUUGUUGGUACUUACACUGGAAGUCUAUUGUCUUCAGAGAGCACUUUCACUUCUGAGGCUGAACGUUGCACUGUCUGUGGCUGCUAUGGCACCCUUGAAACCAUCGAACCUUAUGCACUCUGCGAAGACUGUAUGUUGCAUCAAGCCUUGCUUUUAUUGCAGCGUCUGGAAGGCUGCGCUCAACUGGACACACUUUCAGGAAUUACCAACUGAUAGACAAUUUCAAGUAUGGUCCAACAAAAUCAGUUUUCAAAUGUCAGCCUAGUUGUUUUUUCAGAGAACAUUGUUGUUUGUAUGUUCUUUUUAUGAUUGAUGAAACUUAUUUUGGAACAUAUAUUUAUAUUUGGUACGGAAGAAAAUAAGCUUGAUCGUGU